Molecule: messenger RNA, 2122 nt
Organism: Diceros bicornis minor
Lineage: Eukaryota; Metazoa; Chordata; Mammalia; Perissodactyla; Rhinocerotidae
Gene: SELPLG
Product: selectin P ligand
Exons: 2
Coding region: 156-1433 (425 amino acids)
Biological process (GO): hemopoiesis; leukocyte tethering or rolling
Cellular component (GO): plasma membrane
Source: RefSeq, a predicted model, not a curated record
UCGAAAACCAGGGGAGGUUGAGGCUGUGCAUGGUGCCCAGGGCUUGCGGUGGAGACAGGUUCCUAGGGCCCCCUGCCCUGGCCCUCUCUGACUGACAAGGUCAGAGGUGUGUCAAAACUGCCCCGGGGUGGGAAUUUUCAGGAACACAGCUCUCGAUGCAGACUAACAAUGCCACUAGCUGUCCUUUAUUGAGAGCUUGCUAUCAGCUAAACCCUCAACCUGGACCAGCUCGCUUCACCCUGCAACAGCCCCACGCGGUGCGGGUGCUACCGCUGCCCUUGUGUUCCAGACAAGAACCCAUGGCUCAGAGAGGUGCCAUGCCUCUGCAACUCCUCCUGCUGCUGAUCCUGCUGGGCCCUGGCAGCGGCCUCCAGAGGCAGGAGACCGGGGAGGAUGGAGCCACGGGGACCCCAGGCCCCCUGCUUGUCCGGGGCCGGAGACAGGUGACCAUGGUUGAGGACAUUACAGAAGACGAAGACUAUACCACAGACGGCACGGACUCUCCAGAAAUGCUUGAAGAUAGCACCGGGACUGUUCCCCUGAGCCACAAGCUUCUGGCUGUGAUGGGAACAUCGGGGCUGAGAGAUUCUGCAGGGCCUGGAACUCCUGAGCCAACCACUCUGGAGGCGGCCACAGGGGACUCUGCUGGCCUGGACGGAGGAGCGACAACCGUUGGGAAUCUGAGCACAGAACUGGCCACGCAGGUUUCUGUCACACUGGGCCCUCUGACCAAAGCACUGGUCACUGCAACCCUUCCCUUCCCAGAGGCUCUAUCCACAGGGCUGGCUACCGUGGGAGCCCUGUCCACAGAGCCAGCAGCCACGGAGGCGCUGACCACACAACCUGCAGCCACGGAGGCGCUGACCAUGGAAUCCACUGUCAUGAAGGUCUUGUCCACGGGACCAUCAGUCAAAGAGGCCCUGUCCACAGAUCCAGCCACCUCAAAGGCCCCGUCUACAGGACCUGCUACCACAAGGGGCAUAAACAAGCCCCUUCUUGUGCCCUCUGAUCCUCACAGGAGCACCACCAUGGCAGAAAGCAAUUCAUCUGCUGGCCCGACCAACCCAUGGGAAAAUAGCCAGAGUUUUACCCCGCCGAGCUCUGUGGCCCCCAACCCCACGGUGGCCUGGGACUACGUCCCGGUGAAGCAGUGUCUGCUGGCCAUCCUCAUCCUGGCCCUGCUGGCCACCAUCUUCCUUGUGUGCACCGUGGUGCUGGCUGUGCGCCUCUCCCGCAAGAGCCACAUGUACCCCGUGCGCAAUUACUCCCCCACCGAGAUGGUCUGCAUCUCGUCGCUGCUGCCCGAGGGGGGCGAGGGGCCUGCCGCCACGGCCAACGGGGGCCUGCCCACCACCAAUGGCCGGGGCCCAAAGGCGGGGCCCAGGGAGGACCGCGACGGGGACGACCUCACCCUGCACAGCUUCCUCCCUUAGCUCCCCAACCUGGCCUCCUUCCUCCGCGGCCCAGCGGGCCACCACCUGGCACUCAGGCUCCAUUCCUCAGGUCUGGGCUUCCUCGGAGAUCCCUGGGGAUGGGCAUCUUUUGAGCAGGGACCCUGGCCACCGCUGCACACAGGACUGAGAACAGCAAAGGUCCUGCCACCAAAGCAGGCCUGGCAUGCAGAAUCGCCUCGUCUCCCGUCUGCUCGGGGCUCCCUCCACAGCCCCCGCUGCCGCCCUCCCUCCUCCCUGCCGGCCGCUGGGUCUCAUGCCCAUGCACCCGGGGAGGACUCGGAGGCCCCCGCCCCUGCUCCCACCACCAUCUUCUUCCCGCCACAUGGUCACCCACAGGAAGGGGGCAUCUGGGGAGGAGUGCAGGAUUCCUGCGGCCAUUUCCUGCCGCUCCACAUUUGGGGCAGCCUGGGUUUCCUUGGGCACCUCUCCGGAGAACCCAGGUCUCGGCCUCUGAGGACGGAGGCGGGUUUGGAGGCCCAGGGCUGCACCCUUCUUUGGGACUGUGUGGACCGCCGAGCUCCCGUCUGCUGACAGAGGAACCCCAUCCUGCCCUCUCGCCUUCCCCUGCGUCCCCGUUUCCGCGCGGGCUCUGUCUGGCUCGCUGAGGUAUCCCACCGCCCGGCCCGGGCCGGGGCAGCGCAGACCCCCAAUAAAUAUUGGAUGCUCAA